AUGACAAUGGGCUCAUUCGCUAUAUAUCCCUAUAGAUCAAAAGCUCCCAUCUUGAACUGGGCUUCAAAAGAUGGAGAAUUCAGGCGUCAAGUCUCGUCCUUUCGUGAUCACAUUGCCUCGGAUCCUGCUGCCAAGUUCACUCCUGAUGCAAACAGAUACCACCUCUACAUCUCACGUGCCUGUCCAUGGGCAGCACGUGUGCAUAUGGUGCGAGCUUUAAAGGGAUUAGAAUCGGUCAUUGGUCUCACCGUGGUCGACUGGAAUAUGGGCAAAGAUGGCUGGAAAUUUUCACCUGAGGUCGCUGGUUGUGACGCAGACACAGUCAACAAUGCUACAUUCUUGAAGGAAAUCUACUUCAAGGCCGAGCCCACUUACUCUGGUCGCUUCACUGUUCCUGUCUUGUGGGACAAGAAACUCAAUACCAUUGUGAACAAUGAAAGCUCAGAAAUCAUUAGAAUGCUCAACAGCAACUUUGACGCUUACUCUUCAAAGCCUGGAGUCACGUAUUAUCCUGCCGAAUUGGCCAAGCAAAUCGAUGAAAUCAACGAAUGGAUUUACUCGGAUAUCAACAAUGGCGUUUACAAGAGUGGGUUUGCUACGUCUCAGCAGGCAUAUGCUAGUGCGGCUUCGAAGCUCUUUGAGUCGUUGGAUCGUGUUGAAAAGAUUCUUGCCAAAAGCCAGUGGUUGGUCGGCAACCAAUUCACAGAAGCUGAUAUACGAUUAUUCACUACAAUCGUUCGCUUUGAUCCUGUCUACCACACUCACUUCAAGGCCAAUUUGCGUAGUAUCACUCAUGAUUAUCCAAACAUUCUUCGAUGGGCUCGUCAAAUCUAUCAGACAUUCCCAGAAAUCCCACAAACAGUCAACAUGGAGCACAUCAAGGGUCACUACUAUGUUAGUCAUAUCCAAAUCAAUCCAUUCCAAAUAGUUCCUUUGAACAAUGGUCCUGAUCUGACAGUCCCAUACAACGAAACCGUUGGUGCGUCCAAAUUGUAG
This is a messenger RNA of Synchytrium microbalum, 996 nucleotides long. RefSeq names its product glutathione transferase. Gene Ontology annotation, molecular function: glutathione transferase activity. The record is from RefSeq and is a predicted model, not a curated record. Bases 1 to 996 code for a protein of 331 amino acids. The transcript has 6 exons. Gene Ontology annotation, cellular component: cytoplasm. Lineage: Eukaryota; Fungi; Chytridiomycota; Chytridiomycetes; Synchytriales; Synchytriaceae.